This is a messenger RNA of Choloepus didactylus (southern two-toed sloth), 1143 nucleotides long. RefSeq names its product translation initiation factor IF-2-like. The coding region runs from base 1 to 1143 and encodes 380 amino acids. The record is from RefSeq and is a predicted model, not a curated record. The transcript is spliced from 9 exons. NCBI's taxonomy places the organism in Eukaryota, Metazoa, Chordata, Mammalia, Pilosa, Megalonychidae.
AUGGCCACAGAUGCAGAGGAGGUGAGGACCAGCAGAGAGGGCGUCCAGCGGGGUCACACGGUGAUGGAAAGGGGCCCGGCCCUGGGUCCGGCUCCGUCUCGACACCACUCGAGUCCUUGGACGCAGGCCCGCAGCCUCACAGCGCCCAGAGUGGCAUCCUCCCGCCCCGGGCUGGUGGCAGGCGGCCUCCCGGGCCAGGCGCCUGUUCACUUCGGCCGGGACCCGGUGAUCGGCGCCCCCCCGCCCCCGGGAGGCCUGCCCGGGAGCCGCCCACAGCGGGAGGCCGGUGAGGAGCGUCCGUGGAGCCGGUGGCCGUGGCUUCCCGCCCUGCCGGGCUCGCCCUCCUCCGGGCCGGCCGCUGUCUGUGACGCUGCUGGGCCCUCCAUGACACCCGACGGGAGGACAGCGCCCCUCCCCGCCUCCUCCUUUCCGCCCCCCACUGCUCCGCUGAAAGCCCGCCCCUGCCUCUCCCAGGGCUCGAAUGAGAUCGCAAGUGGCACAGAACUGCGGGAUCCCGGACUCCACAAGGACCGACAGCGGGUGGGAGUGGGGCUGGCGGCUCCUGGUGGCACAGAGCCGGGUGGGGGGCGGCCGCGGGCAGGACCCAGUGUUCUCAUGCCGUUGGAGCCGAGGGGCCGCCACCCGACACAUCCGCCCUCGGAGAGUGCCAGUCUGAUGAGGGAGGUGGAGGACGACGUGCCUCGAUGCAGUGCUCCAACACCUGUGUCUCUGGCCUCUGGUCACCUGCCCCCUCUGGAUGCUGGAGGUGGGCCCAGGGGCCGUGGGAGGGAGUCAGGGGUCAACCCCCCGGACAGCAGCUCCGAGCUGGGCCCCCAGGAGCCUGGGGCGGGCGACUUCCCCCACAGCCCAUCCAGCAUCAGUAAAGGAGUCUCAGGCCCGGGAGAGGUGCAUCUGGAGGGAGGCCAGAAGGGGACACACAAGACGCCACCCUCCCUUGGGGAUGGGGACGGUGACCUGGGGGUUUCCCCUGCCCAGGGCAGGCCCCCCCACACCAUCGGGCUGGACUUGGGCUGGGGGUUGCAGCCUGGGGAGCAGAGCCAGAAGCAGGCACUGAUGGGGGAACCCCCAAGUCCUCCAGUUCUCAGGUCUCGGAACCCCUGCCUCCGAGGCGUCUGCGACUGA